Messenger RNA from Cheilinus undulatus (humphead wrasse), 2809 nucleotides. It is a transcript of the gene mob2a, whose product is annotated as MOB kinase activator 2a. The record is from RefSeq and is a predicted model, not a curated record. Gene Ontology annotation, cellular component: nucleus; cytoplasm. Gene Ontology annotation, molecular function: protein kinase activator activity. The transcript is spliced from 6 exons. NCBI's taxonomy places the organism in Eukaryota, Metazoa, Chordata, Actinopteri, Labriformes, Labridae. The coding region runs from base 528 to 1340 and encodes 270 amino acids. Gene Ontology annotation, biological process: signal transduction; positive regulation of protein phosphorylation.
UCCGAUUUAGACUUCGCUCAGACAGCAGCAGCUCCAGUAGAGGUUCAGGCUGUCAGCUAGCACAGUAGCCGCGUAGGGCUUCAUGACAGAGGUUACCGGGUUGACCGGCGGCAUCUCAGCGGACGAGCCUCUCUCUGCUCCACUGCACAUCGGAAACCUCUCCACCGGGCAGCCCCCGCAACGCUGCCCCGCUCUUAUCCGCUCGCCUUCGUGCUCAAAGUCACUCAAUGCUGCGCUCCCGCUACCAGCUAACAGACUGAUCUGACUGUGUUACUGCCACUUCAUGAUCCAGGCUAGCUGAGGAUCAAAACAAGGACAAUCGCUUCAAAGUUUAAGCGGCGUUUGUGGUGAACCGGCCGGGACCCAGCAGCGAGGAGGGACACGGGCCCCGGGGAGAGCGACGGACUCGGGGCAAGGCAGCCAGGGCAGCGAGGGUGGUGGCUGGAUAAACUAGGGGGUCGCCUCCAGCUCCUGGUGGAUUUAUCCCCUGCCAGCUAACGUUAGCUAAGCUAGCUCCAAACAGCGCCAUGGAUUGGUUAAUGGGGAAAUCUGUGACUAAAUGGCCUCACUUAGGAGUUAAUGAGCUGGAUCAGGGCUGGCAUGCAAGGCUUCAGAGCACAAAGCCGGAGCCACCUGAACUGAAGUCGAAGACGAAGCCAAAUGGAAAGAAGCCUCCAGCAGAAGAGAAGAAGCAGUACUUGGAGCUGGAGUACACAAAAAUCCGUGUGGUGGACUUCGACCUCAAGGAGCUGGUGGUGCUUCCCAGAGAGAUAGACCUCAACGAAUGGCUCGCCAGCAACACAACGACAUUCUUCAAUCUCAUCAACCUGCAGUACAGCACCAUCUCAGAGUUCUGCACUGGGGACACCUGUCAAGCCAUGACAGCCUGCAACACAAUAUACUACUGGUAUGACGAGAAGGGGAAGAAGACAAAGUGCACUGCUCCACAAUAUGUCGACUUUGUUAUGAGUCUUUGUCAGAAACUGGUCACAGACGAGGAAAUCUUUCCCACAAAAUAUGGCAAAGAGUUUCCCAACUCGUUCGAGUCCUUGGUAAAGAAGAUCUGCCGGUACCUGUUCCACGUGCUGGCUCACCUCUACUGGGCGCACUUUAAAGAGACGGUGGCUCUGGACCUGCAGGGCCACUUGAACACUCUGUAUGCACAUUUCAUCGUUUUCGUAAGGGAAUUCAACCUGGUAGACCCCAAGGAGACCUGUAUCAUGGACGACCUGUCCGAAAUCCUCUGCACACCCGCCCCGCCGCCCGCUCCCACCCCUGCUCCCUCCGCCCCCACCUCGGCGCCCUCUCCCUCUGCACAAAACCACGUAACGGAGAGAUGAGCAGGGUGGGCGGCGGCGAGACAGCAGCCCUGGGAGUGAUAGAAGAUAAGAUAGAGGAGAGAAGGAAAGACAGUCUGGCCCCCGUCCUCGGUGCCAGCAGGACUUAGAGACCUUCCACUACCCUUAUAUUUCGCUACGACACCAACCAACCAGCCGGAAGGAAGGGGGGGAGGGUUUUCAGGGGGUUUGGGGUGGCGGGGAGGGGUUUGUCACGCCAGCAGGAAUUGGCGUGAGCGUUCCUCCCAGGGGCAAAUCCCUCCCAUCUUCUCUGCAAUUUAAACUAGGAACAAAAAAGUAUGUGUAUGUUUUAUUUUUGGUUUUAUUUCACUUUUAUUUUUUGUUGGAGUUUUAUUCAGUUUUAUUUUAUGUUGUUGGAGGCGGAGGGCAUCUCACUUCCCUCCAUCCUCUGCCUAACAUACAGUACAGGAGGGGGGCUCUGCUUUGCUUCGACCUACUAUUGUACAGUGUUGUUGACGUGUGGAGAAGAGGCAUCUCUGCCCGCCUGCUGGCUCAUCCUGCAGGUGCACGGCCAGUGAGCUGGCCAGUAGGGAGCCACGUUACUGCCUGAUGGGGCGAUACUAGCCAAUCACUGUUUGGGUUGUUUUUGUGGGGUAUGAUUAAAGCGCUUCCUACUCAGGACCUGAGAGAAAACGACACUGCUGCCAGAGAGAAGUUCCUCUCUUCUUUUCAUUCUCUGUCCCUCAUUCAGCUCAGUACUUCCCGUAUUUAACUUCACAGAAUCACCCGGUGCUCCUCUAUCAAACAUGUCCCACAGCUGACCUGUAGAGGGCAGCACACAUGAGGAGAAUGCUACGGAAACAGGGAGACGGAGAGGAGAGUAUAAAGAUUGUAUGUUAGAUAUUUAAUCUGAUCAGAGAGUCGAUACUUUGAGACAGACUGGUGUCAGUGGAGGCUGAAUCAGAGCACAGCAGCAGCCCCCAAAACCACCAACACCACCAGCUACACCCACUUCAGCAGCACAGAAGGACAAAGACAUGAGGUAAUGUCUGCAGGCCCACAGACGGAGAGAGGGGGAGACAGAAAGGGAGGGUGGGAGGAGAUGGUGUGGAGCUGCUCUGCUUUUUAAAGCCACCAGUACUCCCAGUGCAAAAAUCUCCACUUCUAUCUUUAUUUUUUGACCUGUCCCUUAAAAUUUGCUUUUAAAAAGAUUAUCAGAGGAAAAUUAGAUGAGAAAUAACAAUAAUGGUAUCAUUACACAUGUAUAGAAAAUGCACAGUCUGCUUGGACUUUACUGUACAAAGAAUCACAAGCGGGUUCUGUCAGACUAUAGCCUCUGUAUGGAGGAGGAUUGGGUUUAUAAUUCUCCUUUUUUAUUUAUUUUAAUUCUUUUUUGCAGGGUUGUUCAGUUCUGGCUCUCGUUUUUAUGUAUUUUAAUUAUUAACUAAGUUAAAAGCAAUUUAAUAUUUUAAGCUCUGCGGAUUAUAAUCUAAUAAAAGAGAGAAAUGCCA